Rhinocladiella mackenziei CBS 650.93 is the source of this 1410-nucleotide messenger RNA. Its product is annotated as methionine aminopeptidase, type II. NCBI's taxonomy places the organism in Eukaryota, Fungi, Ascomycota, Eurotiomycetes, Chaetothyriales, Herpotrichiellaceae. Gene Ontology annotation, molecular function: metalloaminopeptidase activity. The transcript has 7 exons. Gene Ontology annotation, biological process: proteolysis. The record is from RefSeq and is a predicted model, not a curated record. The coding region runs from base 1 to 1410 and encodes 469 amino acids.
AUGGGCUCGAAAACCUACGAAGGGGACCAUUAUCAGCAUGAGCCGAUCACCAGCGGAGCGAAGCCCAAGUCCGCUGGAGGGAAGCCUCGCGGUGCUCAUCUUGCCGAAGACGGUGAUGGGGACUACGGUAACGGUGAUGAUGACGACGACAACUUGUGGGAAGGUACAACUAGGAACUUGAUUGAGGCAACAGACGAGAAUGUUUCCAAGAAAAAGAAACGUAAGAGGUCCAAAAAGAAGAGCAAGAAGCCUGAAGCAACAGCAGCGGGUGAAUUGCCUCUGAAACAAUCAUCUCCGCCGCGUGUCUUGCUGUCAAACCUCUUUCCAUCUGGUGUCUAUCCGGAGGGUGAAGUUACCGAGUAUCACGGUAAAGACGAGAACAACUCACGUACUACCAAUGAAGAGAUCCGUUAUCUCUCACGCCUUCACAUCCAGGAUGAUGAGUUCCUGAACAAUUACCGUCAGGCUGCUGAAGUCCAUCGUCAGGUCCGUCAGUGGGUCCAACACACAGCUAAGCCAGGGAAGUCUUUGAACGAGAUUGCAGAAGGAAUCGAGGAUGGCGUCAGGGCUCUCCUCGGACAUCAAGGUCUAGAACCUGGUGACAACUUGAAAGCUGGGAUGGGCUUUCCGACAGGGCUUCCGCUUAACAACUGCGCGGCGCAUUACACUCCUAACCCAGGCCAGAAAGAGAUCGUCUUACAGGCCGAUGACGUGAUGAAAGUCGAUUUUGGAGUCCAUAUCAAUGGUUGGAUCGUUGACAGCGCUUUCACCGUUGCAUUUGAUCCAGUCUAUGACAAUUUACUUGCAGCUGUAAAGGAUGCAACCAAUACUGGCAUCAAGAAUGCAGGGAUCGAUGCACGUAUGAGCGACAUUGGCUCUGCCAUUCAGGAAGCCAUGGAAAGCUAUGAAGUCGAAAUGAAUGGAAAAACUCUUCCUGUGAAAGCAGUCAGAAAUAUUACAGGACAUGACAUCAAGCAAUACCGUAUCCAUGGCGGUAAACAGAUUCCGUUUAUUAAGAAUGACGACCACACGAAGAUGGAAGAAGGCGAGGUCUUUGCCAUCGAGACAUUCGGCAGUACGGGCAAAGGCUACCUUAGAGACGACACUGGGGUCUAUGGCUAUGGAAAAGAUCCGAGCGCUCCUCGUGUUCCUCUUAAUCUUGCUUCGGCCAGAUCGGUUCUCAAGACCAUCAACGAGCAUUUUGGGACUCUGGUCUUCUGUCGUCGUUACCUAGAGCGCCUUGGUCUUAAUAAAUACUUGGUAGGGCUGAACAGCCUUGUCUCGAAUGGGAUUCUUGAUAGCUAUGCCCCGCUGUCCGACGUGAAAGGUUCAUACACGGCGCAAUUUGAACACACAAUCUUGCUCCGUCCUAACGCUAAAGAAGUCGUCAGCCGCGGCGAUGACUACUGA